AUGGAUGACGGAGAUGAAGGUGUUAUUUUCGCAAAUUCACCGCUAGAGCAGCAUCUCAGGAAUGUGGGGUUCGAAGAUUUUGAGUCGGAAAGCCUUCACAUCGACGAAGCUGUAUCAUGGAAAGAGAAUAUGGGCAAUUUUCAAACUCAAGAAAAUGUUACGAAAUAUAAAGAUUCUAAAUGUCAUGAUAAUGCAUGUUUCAUCUCAAAGAAAAUAUAUCAACUAAAGAAAAUUCUUUUGUCUCCUUAUAUGCGAUGGCAGGCUGAUCAAAUCGUUCAGUUCAAGAAAGACUGUGCUUCCCUUGUGAUAAACUCUGGAACUCUGAACGAAGACGACUUCGAAUUUCUACUAAGAUUCGAUCCUGAGUUAUUUAACGCUGACGAUAAGGACUGUGAAAAUAAACAAACAGAUGCAAGCUUAACAAAGGCAUUACCAUUAUUCUUUGGUGUUACAUCGCAUUCAGGAAUGUAUUUAUUUGCGAUGUUUGUUGCUUUAGCAGCGUUAGCAUUUAACCCCAUAACAUAUUCUCACUUUACCAAACCUCUAGUUUAUACAUUGACGAUUCUAGCUGUGACGUUGGUAGUUCUCGUUGUUUCUUUUUUCACAGUUACAUACCUCAAGUUCAGAAUAAGUAAGCAAUAUUGGAGAUACAUUGGUAUUUUAAGGGAGUACUGUUCUAAUAUAAGAUCCUUACUUCUUCUAGUCAGAAAAUCCAUAAAUAUGAUACAAGAAGUUGAAUUGAUUUGCCGUGGGCAGAUGCUUGUUGGGAGUGGAAUGCCUAAAGGGAUGCUCUCUACUUCCCUUAAUGAUAACUUUGAGAAUGUGAUCUAUCCAAAACUAAGGCAAUGCAUGUUUGAUAAGCUGUCCAACAUUCAUGAGCAGACAAGUAAAGCUGCCAAAAAUCUUAAUGAAAAUUUAGCUCAAUUUCCAGAGCUUGAUAGUAUGUUUACAAGUAUGUCUGUAGCACCAAUGGAAUCACUUUUUGUGCAAGAAGCCAGUCUCUCAACACAUCACUUGAAGAAUUUGUUAGCAAUAGCUGCAAGCCAGCAGUCUGAAUUUCUUAGUCGUUAUUUAUUACUCCUUUCAGAUCAAGCAUAUGGUGAUAUGGAAGAAAGAUCUGUGCAAAUAGAACUGAUGUCUAAAAUGAAUACAGUUUUUAUUGAGCCUGCUUGUACAAUAGCACAAGCACUGGCAUCUCUUCAAAGAAGUUAUCAUGCACACAAAGUUGCUAUGAACUUUUCCGGUGAAGGUGAUCCAUCUCCGAAACAACAGCACUUGGCACCACAAAGUAACUGGAUACUAUUUUCCACAGCUAUUCAUAGUCUUGAGCUCCACCUUAAGUUGGGGAUUACAAAAGUGAAUACACUCAAUGAAAUAAUAAAGGAUUAUCUAGAAAAAGAAAGGCUAAUGGAUGAAGAGCUAGUCCACACUGAGCUGUGUAACGAGAUGAAGGUUCUUAAAGGAGAGAUAGAGUCAGUCAUGUGCUGUUGGGAGGAGGGGUACCACAGGCUGUCAUCUGUUAGUGGCAAACAUGACUCUGUAAGUAAAAACAAUAUACCACCACAUAUAUCAGAAGAUGCAGACGUAGCAUCUCAAGUAAUAAGCCUGGUCUCACCAGAUAGCAUGAUUGAGGAGGGAGACUAUGUCUUAGAAGCAUACACUGACUCUUAUGAUGAUGUGAUUAUUGAUCAGCCAAUUCUAACAAGGGAAGAUCUUGAAAAGGAGAGCAGGGCUAGAGAAGAGAGUAGACAUCUUCUCAAAGAGUUGAAAAAUGUGUUACUCACAAAGAGCAAGGAUCCUCUUAUUUCACACGAAGGAUUUGUUGAUCCAAUUAAAAAGCAUGACUCAAACAAGAAUGCUAGAGAGAGUUUGAAAAUUGAGACCUGUAAACAAGAGUCGACUGACAAAGGGCCAUUUAGAAGCUCAGGGGUUACAGAAACAACACCAGCAAAGCAAGCUAUAGAUCAAGACGCUUCUUGGCAGCCUGCAAUGGUUCCUACAUCCCCUAAGUACAGCAAUGAACAGUCAUCAAUGGCUUUUUCUGUAGCAGCCAUGGCAGCAGUCAGGUCUAGGCAAAUGGGAAUGAUGGAGGAAAACUUUGGAUCUGAUGAUUCAGAUAUGUCAGACUAGAUUAAAUAUGUAACUAUGUUUGAAAUUAGAUUACAAAAAAGGUUUUAUUAAACAGCAUUUAAGUGCAAA
Messenger RNA from Nematostella vectensis (starlet sea anemone), 2199 nucleotides. Its product is annotated as vezatin. Gene Ontology annotation, cellular component: plasma membrane. Gene Ontology annotation, biological process: cell-cell adhesion. Bases 1 to 2130 code for a protein of 709 amino acids. The record is from RefSeq and is a predicted model, not a curated record. Gene Ontology annotation, molecular function: myosin binding. The transcript has a single exon. NCBI's taxonomy places the organism in Eukaryota, Metazoa, Cnidaria, Anthozoa, Actiniaria, Edwardsiidae.